AUGCUCGCCUCGUUCCCCUGCUCUGUCGUGUCCAUGGCGUUCUCUGGUGGAUCUGGUGGUUUCCGCCUUCAAUCUCCAUCUGUUCCCUUGUUCUUCAUCCCUGAAAGUCGAUUGGGACUCGUUCUUAGCAUCCUCGACGCAUCUCCGUCUUCUGUCCGUCGUUCUCAUCGUCGGUCGCCGCCACCUCCGAGGCUCCGGUCUCCGUUGAGGUACUAG
Molecule: messenger RNA, 216 nt
Organism: Miscanthus lutarioriparius
Lineage: Eukaryota; Viridiplantae; Streptophyta; Magnoliopsida; Poales; Poaceae
Source: the annotation of a GenBank genome assembly